AUGACCCCUCCGGCCCCACAAAUAUUACUUGUGUCGGUUCGGCGGCGGCCGCAAAUUCCCCGACUCUCGGUACUCAAUGUUCUCUUCACUUUAAAAUGUUGUUGCACAAGACAUCUAUCAGAUAUCGGUAAAGCACCCCAAGAAAAUGCGCCGCACACAGUCUCUGCAACACCCAAACCUCGCAACAAACAGAUCAAGCAAGAUCUUGUUGCAGAGUUCCGAGACCUAAGACCAACAUACCUAGCACCAAAAGAUCCAGUUGUUUUAUGUCAUGGUCUCUUUGGGUUUGAUUCGCUGACAUCUAUCAAGUACUGGCGUGGAAUCCAGGAAAGCUUAGAAGCCAGUGGAGUGCAAGUAUAUACUGCAGCAGUAGCACCCACAGCAACCAUUGAAUUGCGUGCAAAGUAUCUGGAGCGUGCAAUUCUGUUGCAGAUUGUCAAGCCUUUACAAGACAAUGCUUGUGGAGCACCAUUAAAGGGUCCGAUAUACAUCAAUCUUGUGGGACAUUCGAUGGGUGGGCUUGACGCGCGCUAUUAUAUUUCCAAAUUAUUGCCACGAUAUAACGAGUUGGCCCGGCAAUCAGGACAGCCCGAACGUGCUUCAGAUACAGAUGAGUUUACUCGGUCAUUGGUACAGGCAUUAGAUUUAGGAUCUGGAGGAGGAGGAGGAGACGGGAAGCCUUGGACAAUUCCAAUUCCGGAGAUUUGUGUACGGUCACUGACUACGAUUUCAACACCACACCGAGGAUCAUCAUUUGCAGAUCACUUAAUGGCAUCGCCAUUAAGUCCUGCGCGUGUGCCAGGGUUAUAUAAACUUCUUCCAUCAUUGGGAUUUGAUUAUGCGUUUGAUCGAAACCCUUACUCCAAAUCAGGUGCUAUACUUCAAAACGAAGCUCAAGCACCAGCUGACGAAACCACAGGAGCGUUUCGACAGUUGACACGAGCAUAUUUAACUAAAACUUUUAAUCCAAAUGUUCCAGAUGACCCUUCGGUAGCAUAUUUUUCAUAUGGGUCUGCAUAUUGGCCACAAUGGUGGCACAUGAAUUUAUUUUUCGGACCUGCACAGAAGGUAAUUUAUUCAGAAGAGGGUCCGAAUGAUGGGCUUGUAAGUGUGGCCAGUGCACGAUGGGGGCAUUAUCUGGGGACAAUUGAAAAUGUGAACCAUUUGGAUCUGAUUAAUUGGCCAAACUCAUUUGACUUGAUGUGGGCACAUUUGAUUCAUCGCAAACCACCAUUCAAUGCCAUUGCAAUGUAUUUGAGCAUCACUGAUAUGCUUGCACGGGAAGGAUUUUAA
This is a messenger RNA of Magnusiomyces paraingens, 1293 nucleotides long. RefSeq lists its product as uncharacterized. The record is from RefSeq and is a predicted model, not a curated record. Gene Ontology annotation, molecular function: triacylglycerol lipase activity. The coding region runs from base 1 to 1293 and encodes 430 amino acids. NCBI's taxonomy places the organism in Eukaryota, Fungi, Ascomycota, Dipodascomycetes, Dipodascales, Dipodascaceae. The transcript is spliced from 3 exons.